AUACCUUGGAGGUUUAAGGUAUGGGUUUGAGAUUUUAUUUUCUCCAACCAAACCAAACACCAGGUAUGAGUUUGGAAUGAAUAAACCCCAUGUCUGAUUCCAUAUACCCAUAAACCAAACGACCCGUGAGAGUUUGUGAUCUGAGAAGCUGCUGCUGCUUUGCAGGUUUAGGAGAGAUGGAAAGUACAGAUUCUGCUUCUGAUGACUUUGUGCAAGAAUUUUACAUCCCUGAUUACUUACUUGUUCCGGGAAAAAAGGGUGAGUAUCUUCGUCAUAUACCUGAAUGCCCUGUAGUGGUAUUCAUCAACUCUAGAAGUGGUGGUCAGUUGGGUGGGGAUCUUCUCAUCACGUAUCGUUCUAUUUUGAAUCCAAACCAGGUUUACGACUUAAAUGAAGAAACUCCUGAUAAAGUGUUACGGAGACUUUUCAUAAAUCUGGAAAAACUUAAGACUAAUGGAGAUGCAGUGGCCCAUAAAGUUGAGGAGAAGCUUAGAAUAAUUGUUGCAGGUGGGGAUGGCACAGCUGGCUGGCUGCUUGGGGUUGUUUGUGAUCUAAAAUUAUCCUGUCCACCACCCAUUGCAACAGUUCCCUUGGGAACUGGAAACAAUCUCCCUUUUGCAUUUGGAUGGGGAAAGAAGAAUCCAGGAACAGACCGCGAUUCAGUAAAGUCAUUCCUUAGUCAAGUAAAGGGAGCUAAAGAAAUGAAGGUAGACAGCUGGCACAUUUUACUGAGGAUGAAAGUUCCAAAAGAAGGUGCUUGUGAGCCUAUUGCUCCUCUGGACUUGCCAAGUUCCUUACAUGCAUUUCAUCGAGUCUCUUCAUCUGACGAUCUUAACAAGGAAGGUUGUCACACAUUUCGUGGAGGCUUCUGGAACUACUUCAGUAUGGGAAUGGAUGCUCAAGUUUCUUAUGCUUUUCAUUCAGAGCGCAAACUACAUCCAGAAAAAUUCAAAAACCAGAUAAAUAAUCAGAAAACAUAUGCGAAGCUUGCUAGUAGCCAAGGAUGGUUUUCUGCAUCUCUUCAUCACCCUUCUUCAAAGAAUAUAGGACAGCUAGCAAAAGUAAUGAUCAUGAAAAAACAGGGCGAAUGGCAAGAGCUUAAAGUUUCUCCUUGUAUCAGGUCAAUCAUAUGCCUCAACUUGCCCAGCUUCUCUGGUGGACUAAAUCCUUGGGGAACUCCAAACAAGAGAAGGACCCGUGAUAAAGAUUUGACUCCACCAUAUGUCGAUGAUGGCCUUAUUGAGAUUGUUGGUUUUAAGGAUGCAUGGCAUGGACUUGUUUUACUCACACCAAAGGGGCACGGGAAACGUCUUGCACAGGCCCACAGGGUGAAGUUUGAAUUCCAUAAAGGUGCAGCAAGUGAAACAUUUAUGAGAAUCGAUGGUGAACCCUGGAAACAGCCUCUGCCAGUUGAUGAUGACACUGUUGUGGUGGAAAUUUCGCACUUACAUCAGGUCAAGAUGCUUGCCACCCCCGGCUGCAGAUCCAAGAGCGUCAACGACCCAUCAACACCUCACAAUCACGAUGCUGAAGAUGAUGAUGAUAGUAAUGAUGAAGAUGAUGCUACUGAUGAUGGGAGUAAAAAAUUUGGUGCCGCUGACACUUUUAGAAUCCCUGAUGAGGUCGAUAUUUCACAAAUCAGUUGAGCUUGUGGGUGAUGAUUGGUCUGGUUUAUAUGAUUUAUUCUCAUUAUUGACAAUGAUUAAUUGAAAACCUGUUAUUUGAUUAAACUAAAGGAGCAACUCCAUCUUUUGAUUAAAGUUGCAACCAAUGUAAUCCUCAGCAGAUUUAUAAAUAAUUAUGUCAAAUUGUGCA
Daucus carota subsp. sativus is the source of this 1815-nucleotide messenger RNA. RefSeq names its product diacylglycerol kinase 5. Bases 177 to 1646 code for a protein of 489 amino acids. The transcript is spliced from 13 exons. Gene Ontology annotation, molecular function: ATP-dependent diacylglycerol kinase activity. Lineage: Eukaryota; Viridiplantae; Streptophyta; Magnoliopsida; Apiales; Apiaceae. The record is from RefSeq and is a predicted model, not a curated record.